Molecule: messenger RNA, 2131 nt
Organism: Neltuma alba
Lineage: Eukaryota; Viridiplantae; Streptophyta; Magnoliopsida; Fabales; Fabaceae
Product: cytochrome c biogenesis protein CCS1, chloroplastic
Exons: 8
Coding region: 64-1764 (566 amino acids)
Source: RefSeq, a predicted model, not a curated record
UUCCUCUAUCACUGAACUCUCACACACAGUCCUCAGCUUUGUUCGCCUUCAACAUUUCCAUCGAUGAACGCAUUGAAUAGUCUCAUUAAGCCCUCGAUUUCACUACUUGACAAAUCCCAUUUCCUGAAAGGCUCUUUCUUUCACCCCUUCUUCAAAUCCAAGCCAUUCUCUGACAAUACACAUAUCUUAGGUCUCUAUGAACGCGGGACCUUUCUGCUUCCCAUCACUUGCACACUCAAGAAGCCUCGAGACCUCAAAAACAAAGCAAAGAGCGUAUCGAAGAAGAUUGUGUUAUCAGAAGAGGUUCCGCCGCCCUUAAGGGAGGACGGAGACGGCCUUCCAGGUGGCGGAAAUGGGCCACCUCCGGAAAGCUCAGGGAGUAAAGGCGGUGUUUCUGGGAUGGGGAGGCUGCUGAUGAAAAGGGUAUUGAAGGUUCUGUCUAAUUUGCCUUUGGCUAUUGGGGAAAUGUUCGCCAUUGCAGCUUUGAUGGCACUGGGAACCGUUAUUGAUCAAGGCGAGGCGCCGGAUUUCUAUUUCCAGAAAUUCCCUGAAGAUCAUCCUGUGCUAGGAUUUUUUACUUGGAGAUGGGUUCUCACCCUUGGUUUUGAUCACAUGUUCUCAUCGCCUGUAUUUCUUGGAUUGUUGGUUCUUUUUGGUGCAUCCCUUAUGGCCUGCACUUAUACAACACAGAUCCCGCUUGUAAAGGUCGCAAGAAGAUGGUCAUUUUUUCACUCUGCUGAGACCAUCCGUAAGCAGGAAUUUUCAGAAAUGUUGCCAAGAGCAUCAGUCCAAGAUGUGGGCACCAUACUGAUGGGAGCUGGAUACGAGGUAUUCUUGAAAGGCCCCUCUCUAUAUGCUUUUAGGGGGCUUGCUGGUCGGCUGGCCCCCAUUGGCGUACAUUUAGCAAUGCUGUUCAUAAUGGCUGGAGGAACGCUCAGUGCAACUGGGAGCUUUAGAGGUUCAGUCACAGUGCCCCAGGGAUUGAACUUUGUUGUGGGAGAUGUUCUGGGUCCAUCUGGGUUUCUCUCUUCUCCCACAGAAGCCUUCAAUACAGAAGUUCAUGUUAACAAAUUCUACAUGGAUUACUAUGAUAGUGGAGAGGUUUCACAGUUCCACACUGACCUUUCUCUCUUUGACAUAAAUGGGAAGGAAGUAUUGCGGAAAACAAUUAGUGUAAAUGAUCCUUUAAGAUAUGCUGGCAUCACUAUAUACCAAACGGAUUGGAGUUUUUCAGCACUGCAAAUUCUGAAGGACAACGAAGGACCUUAUAACUUGGCUAUGGCGCCUCUACAGAUCAACGGAGAUAAGAAACUGUAUGGUACCUUUUUACCAGUCGGUGAUGUUAACUCACCUGAUGUGAAGGGAAUAUCUAUGCUUGCUCGUGAUCUACAAUCAAUUGUCCUUUACGAUAAAGAAGGAAAAUUUGCAGGAGUUAGACGUCCUAAUUCGAAGCUCCCAAUCAACAUCGAUGGCACAGAAAUUGUUGUUGUUGAUGCAAUAGGAAGUAGUGGCUUGAACUUAAAGACUGAUCCUGGCGUACCGAUUGUAUAUGCUGGAUUUGGCGCUCUGAUGCUCACCACCUGCAUCAGCUAUUUAUCUCACUCCCAGAUAUGGGCACUACAAGAUGGGACCACAGUGAUUAUUGGAGGGAAGACAAACAGAGCAAAGGCCGAAUUCCCAGAGGAGAUGAACAGCUUGCUUGAUAAGAUUCCUGAAAUUGUUGAAUCUUCUGUGUCUGAGCAAGCUGAUGCCAUUAGUGGCUAGCUUAUAGCUUUUGAAAAGUCGAGGAUUGGAAGAAAUAGCCAUUUCAUUUGAAUCAUAGCAAUUUAUGCGGAUCACAUAACAAAGAUGGAGUCCAGGGCACUCUGAUUUUCAAAUAGAGAUUGAACUCCUUCCAUGAGUUGCUCAAGCAUUCUUGGCUAAUCAGCCAAACAUAUAUAUGCUAUCGCUGAUACGCGUUCAGGAUAUAUUUUCAAUUUUGUUGUUGUAUAGUGCAAAAUAUUUAAGCUCAGUUGGCUUAUGUUAAUUCAUUAUGGGGAAGUAAGACAGAUAUAUUUGAAUCAUAUGUUUUUUGGCUGCGCAGACUGAUUUCUUGAUGAAUAUAAGAUUGUUCUUUGUAUUCUAUUUGCUU